Messenger RNA from Paraglomus brasilianum, 129 nucleotides. The record is from the annotation of a GenBank genome assembly. Lineage: Eukaryota; Fungi; Glomeromycota; Glomeromycetes; Paraglomerales; Paraglomeraceae.
AUGAGUCGUAAAAAUCAAAGCAUUAAUAUCUCAGAAACUACACAAGCUGUGGCUAAUCCGCCACUACGCAAACGCAAGAGGCGUAAAUCAAGGGAAACUGAUUAUACAGGACAUCUCCCGAUUAUGACA